AUGAAUAUUUUUAAUCCACCAUCUUAAGAAAUAUCAAUUAAUUGUCUGAUUCCUCCUGAUGAGAAUAGAUAAGGAGGUUUAUUUAUUGGGAAUUAUAAAGCAGCUCUUUCUUGCGAAACAUUAAUAAACUAUAAUAUAAAAGGUGUUCUUACAACAUCAAUCGAAACUCCUGUUAGUUACUAGACCACAUUAGUUCCUUUUCAUAUGCAAUUAGAUAUUCAUGAUUCAGAAGAUUUUGACAUUUCAUAAUAUUUUGAAAAAUCAGCAGAAUUUAUAGAAUUAGCUAUGGAAUUUGGAAAUGUACUUGUACAUUGUUAUAUGGGAAUUUCAAGAUCAGCAACAAUAUGUAUAGCCUAUUUAAUGAAAAAAUAAAUGUGGAGUUUAGAAAAGGCACUUUGGAUUUGUUAAGAAAAAAGAUAAAUUACAAAUCCAAAUAAUGGUUUUAUGAGAAAAUUAAUGGAAUUAGAAAGGAAAUUAUUUAACUAAAAUACUAUUAUAGAAAAACCAAAACAAAAUUUUGAUUAAAAUUAAUAAUAAACUAUAGAAUUAUCAUAACAGCAACUUAUAGAUUAUCCUAAAUAAUAAGUACUCCCAUAAUAUUUAUAACAAUUAAUCAAAUAAUCUGGAAACAUAAAAAUAGUUUAAAAUAAUAAUAGAUGA
Ichthyophthirius multifiliis is the source of this 660-nucleotide messenger RNA. RefSeq lists its product as hypothetical. Gene Ontology annotation, molecular function: MAP kinase tyrosine/serine/threonine phosphatase activity; protein tyrosine/threonine phosphatase activity. Gene Ontology annotation, cellular component: cytoplasm. The record is from RefSeq and is a predicted model, not a curated record. Gene Ontology annotation, biological process: protein dephosphorylation; negative regulation of MAPK cascade. The transcript is spliced from 2 exons. Lineage: Eukaryota; Ciliophora; Oligohymenophorea; Hymenostomatida.